CCCUGUUUCGGUUCAAGGAAGAUAAACCUUGAAUUUGUUAUAUUCUCUACUAUUACCCUCCACUAAACUUAGAUUUGUCUCUUUAAAUUUGAUUCCAAAGUUUUUAGGAAUAUAUGUGCGGCAUUUGACGCUAAGGGAGGAGCGCUCCAGCGACACGACGGGAGCCGCGGAGGUUUGAGCGAACUGCGGCAGAAAACCAACCAGCGGGUCCUGCUGACAUUUUACCCCAGAAACGUCGGCUUAAACUCGGCUUGAAAGAGCCCGAAGAUGCCGUGGAUGAUGGACAAAGACUCGAGUAGUCGUGGGAAGGUCGAAACCAAGAGAAAAUAGUGAAAAUUACAAGAAAGUUGGCGAUAAUCAUGUGUCAGAAAGUCUAAAUUAUGCGAAUAAAAGUUACAAUUUGGGGGCAAAAGGCGAAAUUGUUGCAGAAAAUGCUUAAUAAUUUGUUUUAUUCAGAAUAACGACAUUAAAUGUGGAAAUGAUAAAACAGUUAAAAGUCCUAAUUAUGAUAUUAAAAUUCAUGAUUAUGAGAUAAUGUGAAUUAUAAUGGGAUUAAAAAGUGGAAAUAACUUUGUUUUUGUUUUAGUUUAUUAGUUUGUUCCCGCGGAGGGAUCUGCUGUCAGUAACGCUGCAGCAUCAGCCGCCUGACAAAAAUAUGAGCGGUAUACGACGUGCGGAGAGCGGAGCGCUACAGCGACACGACGGGAGCCGCGGAGGUUUGAGCGAACAGCAGCAGAAGACCAUCCAGCGACUCCUGCUGACAUUUUCCCCCCCGACACGGCUGCUGAAACACGGCGUCAAAGCGCGCGAAGAUGCCGGGGAUGAUGGACAAAGGCUCGGAGUACCUGGGGAAAGGUCGCUCUAACGGAACCAAGAGUCCGUCCAACGCUUCUAACGGGCAUUUUUCAGACGAGAGCGGCAGCGACGACGAGCACGAUGUGGGGAUGCGGGUUGGAGCGGAUUACCAGGCCAAUAUCCCCGAGUUUGAUCCCGGUUCUACGAAGUACUCUGAUAAAGACAGCGGAGGGAUGCUCGUCUGGUCUCCAUAUCACAACAUCGUCGACUCAAAGUUGGACGAGUACAUCGCCAUUGCCAAAGAGAAACAUGGGUACAACGUGGAGCAGGCUCUGGGCAUGCUCUUCUGGCACAAACACAACAUUGAGAAGUCUCUGGCCGACCUGCCAAACUUCACGCCGUUUCCUGACGAGUGGACGGUGGAGGACAAAGUUUUGUUCGAGCAGGCCUUCAGCUUUCACGGGAAGAGCUUCCACCGCAUCCAGCAGAUGUUACCUGAUAAAUCCAUCUCCAGUUUGGUGAAGUAUUACUACUCCUGGAAGAAGACUCGAUCCAGAACCAGUCUGAUGGACCGACAGGCUCGAAAACUGGCCAAUAGGAGCAACCAGGAUGACAGUGAUGAGGAGAUGGAGGAGGCCAAUCCCAUUGAAGCCAACGACAGCGACUAUGACCCCAACAAGGAAGCCAAGAAAGAGAACCAGGUGGAGCCGGUGGUGCCGGGAUCAAAGAUGGCGUUGGGUCGGCGGGAGCAUCAGACCCUCCAGCACCGACACCACCAGCGCUCCCGCUGCCGCCCCCCUAAAGGCAUGUACCUGACCCAGGAGGACGUUGUGGCAGUGUCCUGCAGCGCCUCCGCCGCCAACACCCUCCUCCGUCAGCUGGACAUGGAGCUGGUGUCCCUCAAGAGACAGGUUCAGAACGCCAAACAGAUGAACAGUGGACUGAAACACAUGCUGGAGUCCGGGAUUGAAGAACUCAGGCUGCCUGAGAGUAACCAGAAGGUUAACGCACGCUGGACCACAGACGAGCAGCUGCUGGCAGUUCAAGGUGUGAGGAAAUACGGCAAAGACUUCCAGGCCAUCGCUGACGUCAUCGGGAACAAGACGGUGGGUCAGGUCAAGAACUUUUUUGUGAACUACCGGCGGAGGUUCAAUCUGGAUGAGGUGCUGCAGGAGUGGGAGGCCGAGCAGGGAACACAAGCACCAAACGGAGACAGCGCCACCUCUGGAGAGGAGGGGAAGAACAGCUCUACUACUCCGUCAGGGAAGAGCACCGAUGAAGAGGAUGAAGAGGGUCAGGUGACCUCUUCUGGUGCAUCUCCGGCUGCCUCCUCCACUUCUUCAGCUCAGAUUCCAGUGACGUCCAGCGCCUCCUCCUCAUCCUCCCUCCACCAGCCCCCUCCCCUCCUGCGGCCCUCCCUCCCCGCCACGCCCUCCCUGCACCGCCAGCCCCCGCCCCUCCAGCAGCAGGCCCGCUUUCUGCAGCCCCGCCCCACCUUGCAGCAGCCCCCGCCUCUCAUCCGCCCCUCCAACCCCCUUCCUCCCCGCCUCAACCCUCGCCCUCCCGCUCCCAUGACCCUCUGCAGCAACCCAGGGGGAUCAGGGCCGAGCUCCACCCAGCAGCCGCCCAGCCUGGCCGUCCACCAAUCAGAACCGACCUCUUCUUCCUCCAUCCACUAACGGACGAUUCACAAACAUCUCUCUCUGCUGUGUUCAGGCACCGUGGGGAAAUCUGACUUCACCUUUAACUACAUCCAAUCAGCUCUUCAGUUCUUAUCACACCAGAGCGUAACAGGAUGGUUAAAGAAAACACGCCAAAGCCUGAGCACUGGCUGGAAACUGGACGCUGUUUGGAGUUUUUAACAGAGCAAACACCCCGAGAACCUGCUGAGUGAGAUUUAACUACAUAGAAAAUGUUCAGUCGUUUUAAACCAGAGCUUUUAUCAUUAGCAAAGAUGUGGCGUCCCACAGGGUUCACUCUUGGAUCCCCUUUGGUUGUCCAUCAGUUUACCUCCACUUUAACACAAUAGUAUUAAAACACAAGCAGAAACUACAAAUGGCAACAAACCUUUAAAAAAAUGACCCUUCAUAGUCCAGCCUCCCCUCUUUAAAAGCCUCAUAAAUGCUCCAGAGGAAGUAAUUUUUUUAAAUUUAAUUCCUGUAUGCACGUUGGAAAAUCCCUUGUCAAUGAAGUAAGGGGAAAAUUUGCAUUUCUUCUGGUAUGAUCAGGUAAAAAAGUUUAGUAGUUAAGAAACCAGACAGCCUGUUCCACAUAUCCUUGGCAUGGAGUUCUGUUGGCAGAAGUAAACGUCUAUACCAUACCGCAGGGGUGUCAAACUCGAUCACAGAAGGGGCCAGAUUCUGAUUUCAGGUCUAACCUGAGGGCCUAACAGGGUCCACUUUUAACCAAACUGUCAACCUCAUUUUCACCAGUAAUAAAUUAUGGAGA
Cheilinus undulatus (humphead wrasse) is the source of this 3243-nucleotide messenger RNA. RefSeq names its product REST corepressor 3 (gene rcor3). Bases 813 to 2474 code for a protein of 553 amino acids. The record is from RefSeq and is a predicted model, not a curated record. The transcript is spliced from 13 exons. Gene Ontology annotation, biological process: negative regulation of DNA-templated transcription; regulation of transcription by RNA polymerase II. Gene Ontology annotation, cellular component: transcription regulator complex; histone deacetylase complex. Gene Ontology annotation, molecular function: transcription corepressor activity. Lineage: Eukaryota; Metazoa; Chordata; Actinopteri; Labriformes; Labridae.